CUGCUUAAUGAAAUAAYUAAUAACAUGAAACAAAAACGGAAUGGAACUAUGCAAACUGAUUUCAAAUUAUGGGUGUACUCAGCUCAUGAUACCAAUGUAGCUGGUUUAUUACAUUCUUUAAAUGUUUACAAUCAUAAAUUACCGCCUUAUGCUGCUGCUGUGUUUAUAGAACUUAGGAAGAGUAAAAACUCAAAUAAUACUUAUGUUGUUACUGUAUCAUAUAGAAACACUUCUACUCACGAUCCUUAUUUGCUUCAUGUUCCUGGUUGUGAUUCAAUAGCAUGCGACCUAGACCAGUUUAUUGAUGUUGUGAAUCCAAUUUUACUUACAGACUGGUAUAAAGAAUGCCAUACGCUUGAGGAAAGUAAUGUUUUGGCAUAUAUUGGAAUUAUUGCAGUAAUAUUGAUAGUUGUUUCAAUCAUUUGUUUUAUGUUAAACAAAAAAUAUUUCAUCUGUUAUUGUGGCAGAAAUUAUCAAAAAUUUUAAAUGGCAUGGACUGAAAUUUUUUUUAUGCAUCACUUCACAACAAAUUUACUAAAUAUGUAUUGAAGAAAAUAUUUUAUAUAUUAUAAGCAUGCUCAAUAUUUUAAUGUAACUAAAUGGCUUAGUAUGUUUCAACAUUCUACGAUAACUGACGUUAUUCGUUGCCCUUACAAAUGGGUGUUAAAAAUGUUGUUCUAGAUUAUAACUUUAAAAUUAUGUUUGAUAAUAUAUUAUAGUAUGAUUACUGUGUUAUAGUAGUUAGACUGUAGUGUUUGUUUUAGUAUUUUAAUAGAAAUAUAGUCCCCGUAUUAUGAAAUAUGACUGAGCCAGUGUAUCAAUUCUAGAAUUAGAAUCUUAUUUAAUAAAACUUAGAAAAACUA
Diuraphis noxia (Russian wheat aphid) is the source of this 863-nucleotide messenger RNA. Its product is annotated as prostatic acid phosphatase-like. Lineage: Eukaryota; Metazoa; Arthropoda; Insecta; Hemiptera; Aphididae. Gene Ontology annotation, biological process: dephosphorylation. Gene Ontology annotation, molecular function: phosphatase activity. The record is from RefSeq and is a predicted model, not a curated record.